CGGGCAGCAGGCAUGAUGCCCUCCCCUAGCGACUCCAGCCGCUCGCUGACCAGUCGGCCCAGCACCCGUGGCCUCACCCACCUCCGCCUCCACCGGCCCUGGCUUCAGGCCCUGCUUACCCUCGGGCUGGCGCAGGUGCUCCUGGGCAUCCUGGUGGUCACCUUCAGCAUGGUGGCCUCCUCCGUCACCACCACCGAUAGCGUCAAGAGAUCCUGCCCAUCUUGGGCUGGAUUCUCGCUGGCGUUCUCCGGGGUGGUUGGCAUUGUGUCCUGGAAGCGGCCAUUCACUCUAGUGAUCUCCUUCUUUUCUCUGCUCUCGGUGCUCUGUGUCAUGCUCAGCAUGGCUGGCUCUGUGCUGUCCUGCAAGAACGCUCAGCUGGCCCGAGACUUCCAGGAAUGUUCCAUGGAAGGGAAAGUCUGUGUAUGCUGCCCCUCCAUCCGCCUUCUCCGGCCCUGCCCAGAGUCUGGGCAGGAGCUGAAAGUUGCUCUCAACUCUACCUGUGAGGAAGCCCGGGGAGCUCUCAAGAACUUGCUCUUCAGCGUGUGUGGACUCACCGUCUGUGCUGCUGUGGUCUGCACCCUAUCCGCCAUUAUCUGCUGCGUCCAGAUCUUCUCCCUGGACCUCGUGCAAACACAGCUGGCCCCAGAGCACUCUGUCUCUGGCCCCCUGGGCUCCCUGGGCUGUGUAUCCUCGCCCCCUGUCCCUCUGCCACACACCAUGCUGGAUCUGGAGGAGUUUGUGCCGCCUGUGCCCCCACCCCCCUAUUACCCCCCAGAAUACACCUGCAGCUCAGAGACUGACGCACAGAGCAUUACUUACAAUGGCUCCAUGGACAGCCCGGUGCCCCUGUACCCUACUGACUGCCCCCCUUCUUAUGAGGCUGUUAUGGGGCUUCGAGGUGACAGCCAGGCCACUCUCUUCGACCCUCAGUUUCACGAUAGCUCCUGUGUCUGUGACCGAGUGGCCUCCAUCGUGGACGUGUCCAUGGACAGCGGGUCUCUGGUGCUGUCGGCCAUCGGGGACCUGCCCGGGGGCUCCAGCCCUUCGGAAGACUCGUGUCUGCUGGAGCUGCAGGGCUCGGUGCGCUCGGUGGACUACGUGCUCUUCCGCUCCAUCCAACGCAGCCGCGCCGGCUACUGCCUGAGCCUGGACUGCGGCUUGCGUGGCCCCUUCGAGGACAGUCCCCUGCCCCGCCGGCCCCCGCGCGCCGCCCGCUCCUACUCCUGCUCUGCUCCCGAGGCCCCGCCCGCGCCCGGCGUGCCAGCCGCCGCCCGCAGCUGCCACCGCCUGGAGGGCUGGCCGCCCUGGGCCGGGCCCUGCUUCCCCGAGCUGCGGCGCCGCAUCCCCCGGGCGGCCAGCAGGCCCACAACCACCCCCCGCACAGCCCCACGGCGCUUCAGUGACAGCUCGGGCUCGCUCACCCCGCCCGGGCACCGACCAACAUGCCCCGGGCCCCCAUCCCCACUGUCGCUGCCCCGCUCCCACAGUGACCCGGGCAUCUCCACCUUCAGCCACACAGCUGACUUCAGGGACAUUUAUACCGAAGUGCUUGAGGAAGAAGCUGCUUCCAUUUCCUCUACAGACACAGGACUCUGUUCUGAAGCCUGCCUCUUCCAUCUAGCCCCAUGUCCUUCCCCCAAGCUGCUACGUGCCUGCUCAGCUGAGAAGCGCCGCCCUGUGCCCACCUUCCAGAAGGUGCCUCUACCUUCCGGCCCUGUACCUGCCCGCUCCCUGGGGGACCUGAAGGGCAGCUGGCCAGGUCGGGGCUUGGUCACUCGCUUCCUCCAGAUGUCCAGGAAGGUCCCGGGCCCCAAUGGAAAUGGAAGCCAUGGGCAAAAGCAGGUGCCAAGGAGCCCCUGGGGACGGCCAGGCAGGGAAAGCCUCCACCUCCGCAGCUGUGGUGACCUGAGUUCUGGCCCUUCCCUGCGGCGCCUCCUCUCUGCCCGCAGGCUGGAGCGAGGGAACCGUCCCCACAGCCUCAGCCUUAAUGGAGGCAGCCGGGAGACCGGGCUCUAACUAAGCAGCUCCACCAAAUGCCUCUGCCACAGGCACUAGCUGAUUGGGUGCAGUGGCCCCCUGUACCCCCUCAUACUGGCUGGCAUUGUGGGAAACGUGCUGAGCAACCCCAGAAGUGUCCCAAGCCCUCCCGCCUUCAGGGCCUCUGCUGCUUCCUCUGCCUCUGCCAUGGGGGCUGCUGUGUUGUGCUGCAUGGGCUUUGGGGCUGCAGAAAGACACCCUGCUUACAGCACUGGAAGGGGAAAUGGCAGAAAGCCCCCCAGACCAAAGAGGAGUUCUGUCUGAUCUGUCAGGGACUCUGGGACCAGGGUGGAGUUGUAUCCUGGGGGGGGGGGGGGACUAAGGAGCUGUGUGCUUGGAUGACAGGGCAGUGAGGCUCGGAGCUAAGAGGUGGGGCACUCUGGGUGGCUCUCAGUUCUGCCACCUCUAGCUGCAUGACCUCAAGCAAGUUAUUUAACCUCAGUUGCCUGAUCCGUGAACCUAUGCGGACGAAUGUUUGUGAAGCUCAUGACACACUUAAGUAAGCCUUCAAUAAAUUUCACUUCUUCCCAUC
This is a messenger RNA of Erinaceus europaeus (western European hedgehog), 2569 nucleotides long. RefSeq names its product endosomal transmembrane epsin interactor 3 (gene ENTREP3). The transcript is spliced from 12 exons. The record is from RefSeq and is a predicted model, not a curated record. NCBI's taxonomy places the organism in Eukaryota, Metazoa, Chordata, Mammalia, Eulipotyphla, Erinaceidae. The coding region runs from base 13 to 2016 and encodes 667 amino acids. Gene Ontology annotation, cellular component: membrane.